Molecule: messenger RNA, 1521 nt
Organism: Anopheles darlingi
Lineage: Eukaryota; Metazoa; Arthropoda; Insecta; Diptera; Culicidae
Exons: 3
Coding region: 1-1521 (506 amino acids)
Biological process (GO): chitin catabolic process; carbohydrate metabolic process
Cellular component (GO): extracellular region
Molecular function (GO): chitin binding
Source: RefSeq, a predicted model, not a curated record
AUGGCUUUAGUGUUGGGCACCGGUUAUACAUUUGAUAUCCUUUGCCAGCUGCAGCUACAACAGCCGAUCGGUGUACGGUUGACCGAGCAGCUUCGCCGCUGCAACACCUUCAUCGUCAAUAGCGUACUGUUUGACUUCAGCAGGACUACAGUUCUGUCCAACGUAGAACUGUCACGGAUCAACGAGAUGAAACGGAGCAAUCCCAAGGCGGAUGUACUGCUAACGAUCGCGCUACCCUUGAACGUCAGCAUCACCGCGACGCAUGCUCCCCUAUCCGAACGGAUUGGUUUCGUGCUCCGGGACAAUGGGCUCGAUGGCGUUGAUCUAGACUUUGAUAUAACAUCACUCGAUGAUUACGGGCGUAUCCGAUAUGGGCAGUUCUUGCGUGCAUUACGAUCGCUGCUCGGCAACAAGUAUCUCGUUAGUACCACAAUCGGUUGCCAGUCACUGGGUGAUUCAAGGCUAUUGCUAGAGUCGUUUAAUGAUCAGCUGGAUAUGGUGAGUGUUAUAGGUGUCGAUACGCCUCCAGCGAGUGUCGGCGAGUCCGAGUUUACCGUGCGAGAUUACACCAUCGAGCCGAUCCGUCAGCUAGUACAGCAGGGGUUGAACGUGCAGAAGAUCGUGCUCAGCGUACUGACCGUGGGCAUCGUGUUUAAUCCGAGCAACUAUCGUAACUCGCGCUCGCUGCAAGCCCGAAACCGUGUUGGAGUGCUAUCGUACAGUCAGGUGUGCGAGUUGAUUGCUGACAAGCGGGCAAAGUGUGGUACGGAGACCCUCGACUCUGGUUGUUCGCUGUUUAGCGGAAAGGGUGCGAUCGUGUACGAUGAUGAGCAGACGGUUGAACGGCGUACGACCCAAGCGAAACAGUUCGGUGCCCGUGGGGUGCUGAUGCUGCUCAAUUAUGACGAUGCCGACAAUGUCUGCGAUCGAGGCUCGUAUCCGUUGUUCAAAGCACUCUGCAGAACGAUCGCCACCGAUGAUCGGGUGUUCAGGGAGGGAGCCGGUGGUGCCGUUUGCAGUCACGAUGGUCGCUACGCAGACACGCAGGAUCCGAGUGUGUACUAUACGUACCAAGAUGGCAGGUUUCAUCAGCAUCGCUGUGCGGAUGGUGAACUGUUCAACAAUGUGCUGGAGAUGUGUAUCCAGCAAAUGCAGCCCAUCGUUGGCUUUGCUGAACCACCUAAUCCAGUGGACGUCGAAGAUUCUGCGUCGAAUGAAUCACCGUUUGCUAGCGAGUCUACCACGAUGUACCAGCAGAAUUCAAAGGUAGAAAAUGCGACAACGUCCCACCCCUUGACCCCAGAAACCGAUACCGUCGAGCCAUAUUCGGAGUCUAGCCUCGAGAGCAUGUUAUCGUUCAUGGACGGUAUUAUUAAGCAGGCAUUAAGCCUGGUGCAACGGUUAGAAGUUCUGGAGGCGCUCUCUGUCACGAGAACGGUACAGGACAGGACUGUAAUCCAGGACGAUAGUGAUGGUAGUGCGCCCGAAGAGAAUGUUCCAAAUUUUUUGAGUUUUAUUUGA